AUGGAUCAAGCUCAAGGUCAGCCCUGGGCGUUUGUCUGUGUCGGUAUAUUGUUUGGAAUCGUUAUCUUCAGGUGGAACAUCAAUCCGCUAAAUGACAUCCCCACUGCUGGGCGAUUCUCAAGUUCGACUUGGUUGUCGUAUCUCGCUGCGCUCUCCUUCAUUCGGCGCGGGAGGGAGACCCUCCAGGAGGGCUACAGACAAUAUUAUGGCUCUGCCUUCAAAGUUGCGCUACUAGAUCGAUGGAUGGUCAUUAUCUCAGGUCCAAAGAUGAUCGAAGACAUCAGGAGACGGCCGGAAGACGAAUUGUCCUUCACGGAGACUGUCCAAACGUUACUACAGUACAAGUACACCGUUGGUCGGAAGAUGCAAGAUGAUCCGUACCAUGUUGUCGUCGUGAAGGAGAAACUUCAGAACCGGCUGCUUCCAAAUGUAAUGCCAAGCUUGAUUGAAGAGGUCCCCCCAACGGUACAGAAAUAUAUGCCUGUUACGGAUCAUGAGUGGACUAGUGUUGAUGUCCUAGCAGCCGCCUUGAAAGUCGUAGCGCGCACAAGCAACCGUGUAUUUGUCGGAUCACCAUUAUGCCUGAAUGAAGAAUACAAUGAUGUCUCCGUCCAAUUUGCCGUCGAGAUCGUCAAAGCCGGAACUGUGCUUUUCCUCUUCCCUGACAUUCUCAAACCAAUUGCAGCUCCAAUCGUCAGCAAAGUGAGACGGACUACCGAGCGUGCUCUACGGCACCUCCGGCCGAUCAUCCAGGAGCGCCGGACGGCCAUGCAAGAGCUCGGCACAGAUUGGCCUGACAAACCGGAGGAUGUCUUGCAAUGGAUUAUGGACAAAGCGGUUGCCAAACAGGAGUCUGAUGCAGACAUUGUGGAGAGAUUGUUAUUGUUGAACCUAGCCGCCAUCCACACUUCCUCCAGUAGCAUCACUCACGUACUGUACCAUCUUGCCGAACAACCAGAGCUCCUCGGUCCGCUUCGGGAGGAGAUCGAAGCCAGUAUUGAAACUGAAGGAUGGACGAUGUCCUCCUUCGCCAGGAUGUGGAAGCUUGACAGCCUUCUUCGGGAGUCCCAGCGUUACAAUGGAUUUACCCUCGCCUCCAUGAUGCGAAUCGCUAUGAAAGACAUCGUGCUCGCCAACGGCAUGUUCAUUCCCAAGGGCACUCUCCUAGGCGCUGCUGCACAUCCGACGCAUUACGAUAACGGGCGUCUCCCGAACGCAGAGAUUUUCGAGCCGUUUCGCUUUGCGCGCAUGCGCGAAGCCAACGGCUCCGAGGGCUCUGCGAGACUCCAGUUUGCCAGUACCUCCUCAGAGUACAUAGCGUUUGGACAUGGCCAACUUGCUUGCCCAGGGCGGCACUUCGCCGCGAACCAACUCAAGGCGGUCCUCUCGUACAUCAUUCUUAACUACGACUUCAAACUCCCCGAAACCGAGGACUGUUGUUCUAGACCACAGAGGCCCCCGAACGUCUACGUCUCCCUGGCUGUCCUUCCUCCUAUUGGCGGGACCAUCCAGCUGAGGAAGCGCGCCGUCUGUUGA
This is a messenger RNA of Dichomitus squalens LYAD-421 SS1, 1536 nucleotides long. RefSeq names its product cytochrome P450. The record is from RefSeq and is a predicted model, not a curated record. The transcript has 11 exons. Bases 1 to 1536 code for a protein of 511 amino acids. NCBI's taxonomy places the organism in Eukaryota, Fungi, Basidiomycota, Agaricomycetes, Polyporales, Polyporaceae. Gene Ontology annotation, molecular function: oxidoreductase activity, acting on paired donors, with incorporation or reduction of molecular oxygen; monooxygenase activity; heme binding.